GCGGCCAUGGCGGAGCCGCUGCGGAGCGCGGACGCGGGCGGCGCCGUCUACCGCUCCCGCGACCCCCUGCGCAACCUGCGCCUCCGGGUCCGCAUCCAGCGGGUGGCCUCGGCUGGGCCCCUCCUGCCGCAGGCCCCGCCGCCGCUCGCCGGCCCCGAGCUCCCGGGUCUGGCUGACCGCGCCGCCGCCGGCGCUCGGUGGCCCCCGCAGGAGGAGGAGGAGGAGGCCGAGGUGGGGUGGCAGGAGAAGCUCUUCAGCCAGUUUGAGGUGGAUCUGUACCAAAAUGAGUCUGCCUGCCAGACUCCCCUGGACCAGCAGUACCAUGAGGAGAUCCUGAAACUGGAAAAAUCUGGAGGUCGGAAGAACUAUCGCAUCUUCACCUACACUGAUCAUGACCGAUUCACCAACCUAGAGGAGCACUGCCAGAAGGUAACUGACUCAGAUCAUGAGGUGCCGUCGUAUCUGGCAGAGAGGAUGGCCAAUGUGAGGCGAAGAAGACAAGACCGUAGGCCAAUAGAAGCAAGUUCUCUAAAGUCGAAAAUCAUCACCUGGGAACCCUCAGAGGAAUUUAUAAAGAACAAUCAUGUGAUUAAUACUCCUGUCCAGACCAUGUACAUCAUGGGAGACUUGGGACCUUAUGGGAAGCUUGGUCACAGGGAGUAUGAACGUGUUCUUUGCACAAUCAAGGUGGAUGGCAAUGGGGUGAUCACAGUGAAGCCUGACUUCAAUGGCAGCAAAGGAGCCUACCGGAUCGAGCUGGAUGGAGAGAAGCGAGAUGUGUGGAAAUACACCAUUGAGAAUGCAUCUGUCCAAGUGCAGCCCGAGGAGGAGGAGCGUGAGCAGUGUGUGUUCAGAGAUCUGUAUGGUCGACACAAGGAAUAUCUCAGUGGUCUCGUAGGCUCAGAAUUUGAAAUGACUCUUCCUGGUACACUACGGCUUUUUGUGAAUGGAGAAAUAGUUUCAGCACAAGGCUAUGAGUAUGACAACCUUUAUGUUCAUUUCUUCCUGGAGCUGCCUAGCAAGUGGUCAAGCCCCACGUUCCAGCAGCUCUCAGGAGUGACACAGACGUGUGCUACCAAGAAGGUGGGCUGGGAUAACGUGGCAAACUUCUGCUACCCCUUCACUUUGGAGAUGUUUUUUACCCAAGGAGAUGAAUCAGAAGACAGUCUCCCUCAAUGGCCUGUUCUCUACUUUGAAGUCCUGUCCCUGGAUUUCUGGCAGAGGUAUCGUGUUGAAGGAUAUGGUUCUUUGGUGCUGCCAGCAUCUCCAGGUCUCCACAUACUCACAAUCCCUACCUGGCGCCCCAUGGAGCUGGGGACAAUCGCUGAGCUGAGGAGAUUUUUCAUUGGUGGAUCUCCAGAGCUGGAGGACAUCACCUACGUCAGGAUACCAUCAACCUUCAAGGGAGAGCGUCUGAGCCGCUUUGGUUUUCGCACAGAGACAACAGGGAGCGUCACGUUCCGGCUUUACUGCCUGCAGCAGUCUAAAGACUUUCUGGAAAGCAGUGCCCUGAGGCAGCGCAUGCAGGGUGUACUGGACCGGCUUGGAGGUUCCAGCCAGCAGAGCUCUGUCUACAACGUUUUGGGCUGUCUGAUGCAUUCCAGCUUGCUGUCACCUGCUGUGUUGUAGAGGCUUUCCAGAGGGCACGGCGCCGGAUGCAGGAAGCAAGGGAGAGCCUUCCUCAAGACCUUGUCAGCACCUCUGCCUCCACUGCGCAGCAGUCACAGGAGCCAUGAUGGACCACCUCUGCUGCCUGACCACACUCAGCAUCUUCUCUCCAACACAAGCUCGGUUGCUCAGUGGGAGUCACAGUGCUGGUGCCUGGAAGCUUUUGAAGCCCUUCCUUUCUCAUUUUCCGGGGUGGGGGAAGGAGUCUGAAACACAUCCAGACCCAGGAUGUUUCCAUGUCCACAAGUACCUGUGGAAGGAACCCCAUUUUUUCAAGGCAUUUUAUUACCAGGCCUUAACAAUGUGGCCAAUUAUUCAUAUUUCUACUGAGCGGACUAAAAUACUGGCAUGGGACCUGUGAACCCUUUUCAGGAAUUGAGUAGUAAAUGAUUAGAAAAAAUUCAAGUCUACAUGACUUGGUAAAUUUGGUUUUCUUCUUAAAGAAGAGGGUGAUGUUGAAGGUCAAGGCAUGAGUGUUGUUUGAGAUUUAAUGAAAUGAGUAGAUAACUUCUUGAGAAGCGCUGAUAAUUGUCGGCAUUUGUAGCUUUAGGGCAGUCAAUAGUAAAAUGAAUCUGUCCACCUGUGCUUUAA
Messenger RNA from Calidris pugnax (ruff), 2259 nucleotides. RefSeq names its product Meckel syndrome, type 1 (gene MKS1). The coding region runs from base 7 to 1629 and encodes 540 amino acids. Gene Ontology annotation, cellular component: MKS complex. The record is from RefSeq and is a predicted model, not a curated record. NCBI's taxonomy places the organism in Eukaryota, Metazoa, Chordata, Aves, Charadriiformes, Scolopacidae. The transcript is spliced from 18 exons. Gene Ontology annotation, biological process: cilium assembly.